Molecule: messenger RNA, 1261 nt
Organism: Rhododendron vialii
Lineage: Eukaryota; Viridiplantae; Streptophyta; Magnoliopsida; Ericales; Ericaceae
Exons: 8
Coding region: 251-1009 (252 amino acids)
Source: RefSeq, a predicted model, not a curated record
UACUUUUCGCCCUUUCCUGAAAGCCUGUAUUUAAAUACUCCAAUACUAAUAGUACGAUUUUUCCCGUAACUGAUUCUUCCUUCGUCUCCUUUGGCCAAUCAAAAAACCUCGAAUUCAUAGAUUUAUCAGUCUCUAUAUAAACAGGUAAACGCUGACCUUCUACCCUCCUCUCCAAAAGAUCUGUUUUUUCUACAAAAAUUAGGGUUUGGUUUGGUUUCGGCUGGUUUUUGGCUCUCGAUUGGAGGAGACAAUGGCGUCCCAGGCGCAUCUGGACAAAAUGGCGGUUCGUCAGAACUAUCGGAACCUGUGGCACACGGAUCUCAUGAGCACUAUGCGCGCAGAUCCUGGCUAUUGCUGUUUAUCGGCCAUAUGUGCUCCCUGUAUAUCUUACAUGCUUCGCAAACGAGCUCUUUAUGGUGACAUGUCAAGGUACACAUGCUGCGGUGGCUAUAUGCCUUGCAGUGGCAGAUGUGGAGAAAGUAACUGCCCAGAAUUUUGUCUUUGCACUGAGGUUUUCCUUUGCUUUGGCAAUUCUGUUGCUUCUACUCGCUUCAUGUUGCAAGAUGAGUUCAACAUACAGACCUCCCAGUGUGACAACUGCAUUAUUGGAUUCAUGUUCUGCAUCCAACAAUUGGCCUGUAUAUUUUCCAUUGUUGCUUGCAUUACCGGAAUGGAAGAACUUCAAGAAGCUUCUCAGAUACUGUCCUGUUUCGCGGAUCUGGUUUAUUGCACGGUUUGUGCUUGUAUGCAGACGCAGCAUAAGGUUGAAAUGGACAAAAGAGAUGGCAAAUUCGGACCACAGCCCGCUAUGGCAGUUCCUCCUCCUCAACAAAUGUCGCGAAUGGAUCAGUCAGUUCCGCCAUCAGUUGGAUACCCACCGCCACCAGCAUAUGGGCAACCCUACGGCUACCCACCACCACAGAACCAAGGUUAUCCGCCAGCUGCUUAUCCUCCACCUGCAGGUGCUUAUCCUCCACAGGGCUACCCCCCUGCCGGUUACCCCCGGUGACGUUAUCGUUACUCUGGUUGGCGUGCAAACAAGACCAUACUGGAAUCAUUUUACGUUAAGUGGUACCGACAAAAGACUCCAUUUUAGAGUUAUUAGCCACUAUUUCGUUUGGGAUGUUGCGUAUGUCAUUUCCAUUAUCGAUGAUAUAUUGGCGGUGAAGCAAGACUAUAUUGUACAAUAUGUGUUCCUGUUUUCAUUGUUAAGAAUCUGUGAGUCAGUAAACCUUGUAUGAAAUCGUGUCUUGGUCUUUUA